Messenger RNA from Humulus lupulus (European hop), 996 nucleotides. RefSeq lists its product as uncharacterized. The coding region runs from base 1 to 996 and encodes 331 amino acids. The record is from RefSeq and is a predicted model, not a curated record. The transcript has a single exon. Lineage: Eukaryota; Viridiplantae; Streptophyta; Magnoliopsida; Rosales; Cannabaceae.
AUGGAGAAUAAAUUUAGGAACUGGGAUUACUUUUCUAGCCCGGUGAUUGAGGGAAGGAUUUUGAUUAUUUGGAGGAAAGUGUUUGUCAAAGUUAGUGUUUUAGAGGAGAAUGCUCAGUUUGUUCACUGCCUAGUUAAAAUGGCAGGUCACAAAAGCUCCUUUAAUAUUACAUUUGUCUAUGGAAGAAAUACUUUGGAAGAGAGGAAAACUUUAUGGAAUGGUUUAUCUCAAAUAGUUUGUCCGGCUACCCCUUGGUUGGUUCUUGGGGACUUUAAUGAUAUUUUUACAGCUAGAGGAAGAAAUGGAGGUAAUUCAGUUUCUUCUACUGAAAUGGUUUAUUCUUCUCAAUGGCUAUCUUUGUCUAAUCUAGAAGCGCUUAAGAGUAUGGGUUCGUUUUAUACCUGGACUAAUAAUCAAGAUGGGGAAGCUAGAAUCUACUCUAAAAUAAAUCAUGCGUUCAUAAAUGAGGAGUGGUUAGAUGGAUUUCCUAAUACCACUGCUGUCUUUAAAUGGGAGCCUUAUUCUGAUCACUGUGCGUGUACUAUUUCCAUUCUGCCUGUGGAAGAUUUGGGUACUAAGCCGUUUAGAUUUUAUAAUUUUUGGACUGAGCAUAGGAAUUUUAAGCAAUUGGUCUUAGACAACUGGAGGCAGCCAUUGAAAGGAAGUGGGCUGAAGGCUAUUUACCUUAAGUCUAUGAGAUUAAAGCACAAAUUGAAGAGGUUUAAUUUGGACUGUUUUGGGGAUUUAGGAGCUAAUUUUCAUUCAGCCAAAAGUGCCUAUCAGGAAGCAAUGUUCCAAGCUCAACUUCAACCUCAUAAUAUGACAUUCCAGGACAGGGUUAAGAUUUCAUCGGAAGAAUUCAGAUUUCAAGAAAAACUGUACCAUAGUUUUUUAACUCAAAGAAGCAAGAUUAAUUGGCUGCGUCAGGGGGACAUGAACACAGCGUUCUUCCACACUAGUUUGAAGAAACGUAAGGCGGAUAAUAGCAUAGCAUAG